Gambusia affinis (western mosquitofish) is the source of this 975-nucleotide messenger RNA. It is a transcript of the gene map1lc3cl, whose product is annotated as microtubule-associated protein 1 light chain 3 gamma, like. Gene Ontology annotation, biological process: autophagosome assembly; autophagy of mitochondrion; macroautophagy. The transcript is spliced from 4 exons. Lineage: Eukaryota; Metazoa; Chordata; Actinopteri; Cyprinodontiformes; Poeciliidae. Gene Ontology annotation, cellular component: autophagosome; autophagosome membrane; cytosol. The record is from RefSeq and is a predicted model, not a curated record. Gene Ontology annotation, molecular function: ubiquitin protein ligase binding. The coding region runs from base 43 to 465 and encodes 140 amino acids.
AACCAUUGGCCUUUCCAAAACCGUCCCAGACGACGAGCAAAUAUGGCUCCUUUUGAGAAAUCCAUGGAGAUGACGCCCUUCAAGCAGAGGAAAUGCCUCGCGACGAGAAAAGAUGAAGUGUGCAAUAUUCGGUCUAAAUUCCCCAACAAGCUGCCAGUGAUAGUAGAACGUUACAUCAGAGAGAAAAGCCUCCCACUGCUGGACAAAACAAAGUUUCUGGUUCCCUUUGAGCUAACGUUGGGUCAGUUCCUCUGCCUUCUCAGGAAUAAGAUCGAUCUGGACCAGACCCAGACGCUGUUCCUCCUGGUGGCAGAGCGGAGCAUGUCCUGCAUGUCCUCCAGUAUGGGGGACAUCUACUCCCGCUUCAGAGACGCUGACGGCUUCCUGUACAUCACCUACGCCUCUCAGGAGGCGUUCGGAGCGCCUCGGUCAGCAGACAAGCCGCCUCACCGAGGCAGAUUUUAACUAAAUUAACUGAAAUCAACAAGGGACUAACUGAGCCAAAUGAGACACACUUUUAAAAUCCAGCACAUCUUCCUACCUCAAUCAACUUUCGAAGACCUCGUCUCAAACUUCGUUGACAUUAGAGGACAACGUGAUGAAAACUCCAGCCAAAACUUACAUAAUGUAGACAAACAUUUUGUUUUUAAUUGAAAAAUAUCCCUUGGAUUUUUUUUACCCAUGUUCAUAUUAUAUAAAAUUAUUGUACUUUGUAAUGUUUUUUCUUUCUGUUGAAAGCUUUGAAAUGUGUGCUCUUGCAUUUUCCACUCUGUUGCAACGUCAGCUCAUUAUGAAUCCAUCUAAAGCCACCAAACUGUCUCCCGUCUGAGCACUUAUUUCUUCUUUUUAUUCCCUUUUUAUUUAAAAAAUAUACUUCCUCAGCUUCCCUCAAAAAAUGUGAAACCCCUCCCUCAGGCUCAUUAUUAAACACAGAAGCGCUUUUAUGUGUCUGUGCUGUUCUGAUGUGUUCUGAGC